This is a messenger RNA of Elaeis guineensis (African oil palm), 492 nucleotides long. The record is from RefSeq and is a predicted model, not a curated record. Lineage: Eukaryota; Viridiplantae; Streptophyta; Magnoliopsida; Arecales; Arecaceae.
AUGUUGGAGUGUAAGCCUGCUACUACUCCAAUAAAUCAGAAUCAUCGAACAGUGACAGAUGGUGGAGCUCCUGUUGAUCGAGAAAGGUACCAGCGGUUGGUUGGAAGGUUGAUAUAUCUUUCACAUACAAGACCAGAUAUAGCCUAUGCUAUCAGUGUCAUCAGUCAAUACAUGCAUGAUCCACGAGAAUCACACAUGGAGAGAGCUUUCAGAGUAUUACUCUACCUGAAAGGAUGUCCUGAUCGUGGUUUGUUGUUCUCACAACACGACACCUUCCAGGUAGAGGGAUUCACUGAUGCAGAUUGGGCUGGGUCAUUGGAUGAUAGGCGAUCUACUUCUGGGUAUUGUACAUAUGUAGGGGGUAAUUUAGUUACCUGGAGAAGUAAGAAACAGUCAGUGGUGGCUAGAUCAUCAACAGAAGCUGAAUAUAGAGCAAUGGCUCUAGGCAUAUGUGAACUUCUUUGGCUUCAGAAGUUACUUCAGAAAUUAUAA